This is a messenger RNA of Seminavis robusta, 933 nucleotides long. The record is from the annotation of a GenBank genome assembly. Lineage: Eukaryota; Bacillariophyta; Bacillariophyceae; Naviculales; Naviculaceae.
AUGCCAUCAAUGUCUCCUUCUGAUUUGCCCUCGCUUUUCCCCUCUGAUUCGCCCUCGCUUCCCCCCUCAAUCUCUCCGUCUGAUUCGCCCUCGCUUUCCCCUUCUGAAUUUCCCUCUGGAUUGCCCAGUGAUAGCCCCAGUAUGAGCCCUUCCAUGACUCCAAGUGAUUUGCCCAGUGGGCAACCAAGUGUCACACCUUAUCAAGCAUUUCAAACCUUGUCUGAUCUCAAGGCAGAAAUCACUUCAUUGAAUUAUGCUUCAGCAACAUACGGACCCAUCGAAACUUGGAAUGUGACUCUUAUUGAUAGCUUUUAUGAGUUGUUUAAAGGAAAUACAGCUUUUAAUGAAGAUAUCAGCGGUUGGGACGUCUCCAGAGUAACUUCCAUGUUCUGGACAUUUCAAGGAGCCACAUCUUUUAAUCAAAACUUGAACAGUUGGGCCACUUCAAAAGUAUCAAACAUGGAAGCAACCUUUGGUUUGGCAACUGCAUUUGAUCAACCACUGGGAAAUUGGGAUGUUUCAAAGGUCACUACGUUUCGGUUGAUGUUUGACGCGGCAAUCUUUGAUCAGGACAUUUCAACAUGGGUCACCUCAUCAGCUACCACCAUGACUAGGAUGUUUCGCGUAACCACGCAGUUUAAUCACGAUAUCUCUGGUUGGGAUACGCAGAAGGUGGUUUUCUUCUACCGAAUGUUCUAUGAGUCUCAGGCCUUCAACAUAGAUAUCAGCCAAUGGGAUAUCUCCAGUGCUACCAACUUUCGAGGGAUGUUCUAUGACAGCGUUUUCAAUCAAGAUCUUUGUGCUUGGCGUUCCAAAAUUAACGUAUCAAUUGAUCCUAAACCAGUCGUUGUUGACAUGUUUGCUCAGUCUGCUUGUGCAAACAGGAAUGAUCCAUCGCCACGUAGCGCUGGCCCCUACUGCAGAGCUUGUUAA